AUAGAAAUAGAUAAAAGAAUGAUGAAAAUGAAAUUAAGAUAUAAUACAAAUUUGAAAAAAAUAUAUAUAAAUAUAUAAUAAGAUUAGGAUCCAGCUCUAGCAAUGUGUAACUGAGCUAAGCUAUAGUAUUUGAGUUUAUAAUCUUGUGCGAAAAGGAGAGGACAGAGAAAAUAACAAAGAACGUUUCGUUUUAAACGAGCCAAAAGAAAAAGAAAAAGAAAAAAAAAACGGCUCAAGCCCAAACUCAAAGAAGCAGAGAUCUGUCUCUUGCUGUGAAGUUGAACGAUUUCUCAAAAUCCAUUUGAAAUGACAUCACAGAACUUUAAAAUUAUAUGUAUGAUUUCUUUUCUUUACUAAUGUCCUCUGUUGCAUCACCUGUCACUACACUCUCCGAAUCUAACAUUAAAACCCAUUAAAAGAAAAAGACCAAUCUCGAGGAUCAACUUUGUUCUUUUAUUUUAAGUAAACUGGAAAAUUUCUCCAGGUUUUGGCGCCUUCUUUUGUAGUUCUGGCUGCAUGUUUUAGUGGAAAUAUAAAGACACUGGAAAAAGUAUGGGGCAUCUGAAUCUGCAGUCAGAAAUAAAUUCAUUUCAGAGAGAAUUCUGUGACUGUCCUGUAAUAUCUACUAAAGGUGCCGUAGCAUGCAUGGUUAACUCUGAAAUAGGAGCCGUUCUGGCUGUGAUGAGGAGAAAUGUAAGGUGGGGAGUUCGCUAUGUCACGGAUGAUGAUCAACUGGAGCACACUCUCAUUCACUCCUUGAAAGAAUUACGGAAACAGAUCUUUUCAUGGCAGCAUAAGUGGCACAGUAUCAACCCAGCCAUCUAUCUCCAGCCAUUUCUGGAUGUAAUUUGUUCUGAUGAAACUGGUGCACCAAUCACAGGAGUUGCUUUGUCUUCCGUGUACAAAAUAUUAACUCUUGAUUUGCUUGAUGUUAAUACAGUCAAUGUGGCAGAGGCUAUGCAUCUGAUUGUUGAUGCUGUGACAACCUGUCGCUUUGAGGUGACUGAUCCAGCCUCUGAAGAAGUGGUGCUGAUGAAAAUUCUUCAGGUUCUCUUGGCAUGCAUGAAAAGUAAAGCAUCAGUCAAGUUGAGUAAUCAACAUGUAUGCAAUAUAGUUAAUACAUGUUUUCGGGUUGUUCAUCAAGCAAGCUCCAAAGGAGAAUUAUUGCAGAGGAUUGCUCGCCAUACAAUGCAUGAAUUAGUUAGAUGUAUUUUUUCUCACCUACAUGAUAUAGAGAACAAUGAAGACAAAUUGACUAGUGGAAGCUCAUCUAUUGACAGAGAGGUUGAUACACUGGUCAAGGACAAAACUUCUGGAAGUAAACAGCCAGAGAAUGGAGAAAUCGGGGUUGAAGGUGAUGGUCAACUAUCAAUUGGGGAUGCUCCAGGUGUUCGCAUGGGUAAGAGAGAGAGUGGGAAGGAUGAAAACAAGAUAGAGGUUAGUAAUGGGAUGGAGUCUGCUGAAAAUGGUGAGAAACUUAUGAUGGAGCCUUUUGGAGUCCCUUGCAUGGUAGAGAUUUUUCAUUUUCUGUGUUCUCUUCUGAAUGUCGUUGAGCAUAUUGAAGUUGGUCCUAGAUCAAAUCCUAUUGCAUAUGAUGAAGAUGUUCCUCUAUUUGCUUUGGGUUUAAUUAAUUCAGCCAUUGAAUUGGGUGGUCCCUCAUUCAGCAAACACCCAGCAUUGCUAUGUUUAAUUCAAGACGAAUUGUUUCGUAAUCUAAUGCAGUUUGGUCUGUCAAUGAGUCCACUAAUUCUUUCAACAGUAUGCAGCAUAGUUCUCAAUCUGUACCAUCAUUUGCGUAUUGAACUGAAAGUACAGUUUGAAUCUUUCUUCUCUUGUGUGCUUUUGAGGAUAGCACAAAGCAAACAUGGUUCUUCAUAUCAACUGCAGGAGGUUGCCAUGGAGGCUCUAGUUGACCUCUGCAGGCAGCAGGCUUUCAUGGCUGAAAUGUAUGCUAAUUUUGAUUGUGACAUAACCUGCAGUAAUCUGUUUGAAGACCUGGCUAACCUGCUAUCAAAGAGUGCAUUUCCAGUAAAUGGACCUUUGUCAGCAAUGCAUGUUGUUGCACUAGAUGGUCUGAUAUCCAUGAUUAAGUGUAUGGCUGAUCGGAUGGGCAAUGAGUUGUCACUUUCGGAAGAGACGUCAGUAGAUCUUGAGGGACAUAAUUCAUUCUGGACAAUGAAAAGUGAAAGCAAUACAGACCCUAAUUAUUGGAUUCCACAUGUCCGUAAGAUGAGAAGCAUUAAGAGAACAUUGAUGAUUGGUGUAGAUCACUUUAACCGGGAUCCUAAGAAGGGUCUAGAGUUUCUCCAGGGAAUGCAUCUGUUGCCUGAGAAGCUUCAGCCUCAGAGUGUAGCAUCCUUUUUCCGGUACACAGCUGGGUUAGAUAAGAGUCUCAUUGGAGAUUAUCUAGGAAAUCAUGAUGACUUCUGUAUUCAGGUGCUUCAGGAAUUUGCUGGAACUUUUGAUUUUCGAGGAAUGAGUUUGGAUACUGCAUUGCGUCUUUUCUUAGGAACUUUCAGAUUGCCUGGAGAGUCACAGAAAAUACAGAGGGUACUUGAAGCAUUUGCUGAGAGAUAUUAUGAGCAGUCCCCUCAGGUAUUGGCAGACAAGGAUGCUGCUCUUGUCUUGUCUUAUUCACUUAUACUGCUUAAUACAGACCAACACAAUGUACAAGUUAAGAAAAAGAUGACUGAAGAAGAUUUUAUCCGCAACAAUCGACGCACUAAUGGAGGGAAAGAUUUUCCUCGAGAAUACCUUUCAGAUCUGUAUCGUUCAAUCUGUGAAAAUGAAAUCCAGAUGAUUCCUGAACAAGGUGCUGGUCUUCCGUUGAUGACAUCAGGUCGCUGGAUUAAUGUACUGCACAAAUCCAAAAUUACAAGUCCUUUCAUUGUUUGUGGUUCUAGAGCCCUCCUCGACUAUGACAUGUUUAUUAUCCUGUCAGGUCCCACAAUUGCUGCUAUGUCAGUGGUUUUUGAUCAGACAGAGCAUGAAGAGGUUUUAAAUUCAUGUGUCGAUGGAUUCUUGGCAAUUGCCAAAUUUUCUGCAUCCUAUCAUUUGGAUGAGGUAUUGGAUGAUUUGGUUGUUUCUCUCUGCAAAUUCACUACCCACAUGACUUCGUUGUCUGUUGAUGAUGCUAUUUUGACAUUUGGAGAUGACACUAAAGCAAGGAUGGCAACUACAACAGUUUUCACUAUUGCAAACCGAUACGGUGAUUACAUCCGCUCUAGCUGGAAAAACAUAUUGGAUUGUGUCUUGAGCUUUCACAGGCUUGGCCUUCUACCUGCUCAGCUUGCUAGUGAUGCAGCUGAUGAUAUCGAGCUCUCAUCUGACCUGGAGAGGGUAAAGCCUUCCCCAGUUUCUUCCUUAUCCCACACACCAUCUGGGACAACUCCUCGGAAAUCAUCUGGCGGUUUGAUGGGCCGGUUCAGCCAGCUCUUAUCUUUUGAUAUGGAGGAGCCAAGGUCACUGCCAACAGAGGAACAGAUUGCUGCUCAUCAGUUAACUCGUGAAACCAUACAUAGUUGCCACAUUGAUAGUAUAUUCACAGAGAGUAAAUUCCUCCAAGCUGAGUCUUUGUUGCAGCUUGUGAGGUCACUUAUCCUGGCUGCUAGCCGUCUAGGUAAGGGAACUAGUCCUAUGGAAGAUGAAGGUGCUGCAGCGUUCUGCUUGGAGUUGAUGAUUGCAAUUACACUCAAUAAUAGGGAUAGGAUCAUGCUUAUUUGGCAAGACGUUUAUGAGCAUAUAUCCAAUGUUGUUCAAUCAACCAUAAUGCCAUGCACUCUGGUGGAAAGGGCCGUGUUUGGGCUCCUUAAGAUAUGCCAGCGGUUACUUCCCUAUAAGGAAAACCUAUCAGAUGAACUCCUCAAGUCAUUGCAGCUAAUAUUGAAACUUGAUGCGCGUGUUGCUGAUGCUUAUUGUGAACAAAUCACACAAGAAGUUAUGCGUCUGGUAAAAGCAAAUGCCAGUCAUAUCAGAUCUCAUGUUGGUUGGCGUACAAUCACCUCCCUCCUGUCCAUCACAGCUCGACAUCCAGAAGCGUCAGAAACUGGAUUUGAGACGCUAACAUUUAUCAUGUCUAAUGGGGCAUACCUUUUGCCAUCCAACUAUAUCCUUUGUGUUGAUGCUGCAAGACAGUUUGCUGAAUCUCGAUUGGGGGAUGUUGACCGGUCUGUUUCUGCCCUAAAUAUGAUGGCAGGUUCUGUUGUUUGUCUGACAAGAUGGUCUUCUGAGGCUAAGAUUGCAGUGGGGCAGGAGGCUGCUAUGAAAGUGAGUCAAGAUAUUGGAGAAAUGUGGCUGAGGCUGGUGCAAGGGAUGAGGAAAGUGUGUCUGGAUCAUAGAGAAGAGGUGAGGAACCAUGCUAUUCUAAUGUUGCAGAGGUCUAUGGCAGGAGUGGAUGGGAUUCACCUUCCAAACGCUCUGUGGUUUCAGUGUUUUGAUCUUGUGAUCUUCACAUUGCUUGAUGACUUGUUGGACAUUUCACUGGAGAGCUCUCCAAAGAAUUAUCGGAAAAUGGAGGAAACACUUGUAUUGGCCAUGAAACUAAUGACAAAAGCAUACUUACAGCAAUUGCAUGAUCUGUCACAGCAACCGUCCUUCUGUAGACUAUGGUUAGGAGUCCUUAAUCGUAUGGAGAGAUACAUGAAGGUGAAAUUCCGAGGAAAACAUAGUGAGAAGAUAUAUGAAUUAGUCCCUGAGCUUCUCAAGAACAUCCUGUUUGUGAUGAAGACAACAGGAGUUCUCUUGCCAAGCGAUGAUAUUGGUGGGGACAGUUUUUGGCAGUUGACGUGGUUGCAUGUGAAGAAUAUAUGCCCAUCUUUGCAAUCAGAAGUGUUUCCAGAUCAUGAAUUAGAGCAAAUUCAUCCGGAGCAGAAUGUACCUGCUCAAUCUAGCGAGUCGACAGUGUGAGACUAAUUUUAGGGUAGAGAGUUGCAGAUUAUACUCUGAUUUUAUUUUGGAAUUGUAGCACCUCAAUAAUGGUCCUGCUUCGAAUCAGCUGCACCAGUUGUUUGAACGAAAGGCAGGAAGCAGCCUUCUAGAGCUGGCCAUCCCAUAUUAACAGUUGAGAAGCUUCAGAAUUUCACAAGACCAGAUACGAGGUUAAGCACACAUGAGAGCUUUUUAUUCAACAAUUUUUGCUUGGGCAUCUUAUUCUUUUAGAGGAAUUGAUACUUUUUUGUUUUGCACUCUAUGAAGUCACAAGGAGUGGUUAGUGUUUGAGAGUGCAUUGAAGUCCCCUUUUGCUUCUACCAGAGGGACUGAAUAGAUAGAAUAUCUCUGCAUAAAUUUUUUUUCUACUUCUGUUACCUGCUUAUUAAAUCACUGUACCAAAAAGCAACGUUUUGCACCAUUAUGUUUUGUAUACUUGGUGUCACAUAAUUUGCUAUCAGAAUACACAGUUUCUCUUGGGAUUUUGGAAA
Molecule: messenger RNA, 5417 nt
Organism: Ricinus communis (castor bean)
Lineage: Eukaryota; Viridiplantae; Streptophyta; Magnoliopsida; Malpighiales; Euphorbiaceae
Product: ARF guanine-nucleotide exchange factor GNOM
Exons: 3
Coding region: 553-4905 (1450 amino acids)
Biological process (GO): regulation of ARF protein signal transduction
Molecular function (GO): guanyl-nucleotide exchange factor activity
Source: RefSeq, a predicted model, not a curated record